Messenger RNA from Xylaria bambusicola, 1304 nucleotides. Its product is annotated as membrane-associating domain-containing protein. NCBI's taxonomy places the organism in Eukaryota, Fungi, Ascomycota, Sordariomycetes, Xylariales, Xylariaceae. The transcript has 3 exons. The record is from RefSeq and is a predicted model, not a curated record. Gene Ontology annotation, cellular component: membrane. The coding region runs from base 467 to 1039 and encodes 190 amino acids.
AUCCUAUCCUCAAAGUACAAGCUUUUUCUACUCCCUAGUGUUUUAUGCAUGAGGCGCCGGCACUUGCAACACCCUCGCAGGGGUAUAACCCUCAUUGGCUCUGUGAUGUCGCAUCACCAUGAAUCGCAUAGUGCUCACCCAUGUCGUGCCUGUUUCAGAUGCAUCAAUCCAACGUAUCGCAACGCCAAACUAGGACGACGAUCAGAGGCCAAAAGCCAGCAUUCUACUUGAGCCUAAUAACAGCGAUAGUCAACGUCAGCCAUGCUCCAAGUUGCAUUAAUGUAGGUCGCCUCCCCUAUCUGCCUGAAAUCUCCCCAAACCUCUACUACGCCUGGUGCUCUUCCGUUCUUUCACCAAGAAAUAUCUUAUACUAGUUCUUCGGUGUUUGUUUGUAGAAUUUGAUCUUUUUUUUAAUCCUUCUCUUUUCUCUUUAUUCAGGCGCACUGGUUGCAAAACUCCAUCCCUCAUGACUACCGGAACUCACCAAAACGCUCGUUAUCCCCACCGCCUCCCCCGGUUUCUACGAUCCCGCGCCAACAUGCUCGCCACUAAUGUCAUCGUCCUCGGGUUGAGGGUUGCCCAAUUCACCUUCGCCUUUGUCAUGCUCGCGCUGACAUCAUACAUCGUAAACUGGUACAAUGCUGAUGUGAUGACUAUGGCACCUGCUCAGGUCGGCUGGCUGCUGUUCUCCUCGAUAUUCACCAUUAUUUCCGUUGUGCUUCUCGAGGGCAUUCCAAAAUUCGCGCCCCGAUUCUUCCAUCCCUACGCAGCCCUUUCCAUGGAGUUUAGCAAUGCCCUAUUCUAUUUCUCGGGCUUUAUUGCCUUGUCAACUUUCAUGAGCAAAUUGCUAUACUGCCGAGGAAGCGUGUGCGGUGCGGCUCGAGCAGAUGUCGCAUUCGGCAUCUUCCAGUUCCUCCUCUGGGGUACCUCGACUGUGAUAGCGAGCAAGGAUGUCUUCAAGAAGAUUAUCGUCCGCCGCUCCAAGAAUACGCAGGCCCCUUUGGGUGCGCCCCCGAUGAAGGAAGCUCCAGCCCCAUAAAGGUGACGCAGCUUUCUGUCAUCAGUCCUCAUUAUACCGAAAUCCCCUUGUCCCCGUACAGGUCGCUAUGGGAGAAUAGCCCGCUGUCGCCGGAAGCCGAAACGGGGUGGGAACAUGUCUAUCUCUACAUCCCAAGACGUUGGGCAAGUUGGACAAAGGGGGAGGGGAUUCAUCUCCAAUGACAUGCAACGAGAUGGGUAAUUGGCUCCCAGCGCCACUGAAAUAACACCAAAGUUAGGUUGUGAAGAUGGUAUCGUGGCUUUGU